CGCCUCGCCUCCUGGGACCUGUGGUACCGGCCCGACAUGGACGGGCGCUUGGCCGCGCAGGGCCGCCGCGACAUGGAGUACCUGGCCCGGCGCCUGGCCGCCCGCUUCCCCGCCCUCAUCUCGCCGCGCCGCCGCGCCGCCUUCCUCAGCAGCUCCAAGCACCGCUGCGUGGAGAGCAGCGCCGCCUUCCGCCAGGGGCUGCCCCCUGCCCCAGAUAUGGAGAACCAAGUGCUUGAAAUUAAUGAUAAAUUAAUGAGGUUCUUUGAUCACUGUGAGAAGUUCAAAACCUGUAUAGAAGAGAACAGAACAGCUUUGCAUCAAGUGGAUGCCUUCAAAAAUGGUUCCAAGAUGCAAAACGUUUUGGAAAAAACUGCUAAUACCUUAUGUCUACCAGUGAAUGAGUUGAAUGCAGAUCUGAUUCAAGUGGCUUUUUUCACCUGUUCGUUUGAGUUGGCUCUUAAGAAUGUGACCUCUCCUUGGUGUUCAAUCUUUGAUGAAGAAGAUGCUAAAGCUCUCCCAAGAUCCACUAAUGUGAUUUAUCAAGCUCAUCAUGUCAGCAGGAGUAAGAGAGGACAAAUUGUGGGUACGAGAGGUGGAUUUCGAGGCUGCACAGUUUGGCUAACAGGUCUUUCUGGUGCUGGUAAGACAACCAUUGGCUUUGCUCUGGAAGAGUAUCUGGUGUCCCAUGGCAUUCCUUGCUACUCUCUGGAUGGAGAUAAUGUUCGGCAUGGCCUAAAUAAAAAUUUGGGUUUCUCAACUGAUGACCGAGAAGAAAAUAUCCGACGUGUUGCUGAGGUUGCCAGGCUUUUUGCGGAUGCUGGUCUUGUGUGCAUAACUAGUUUCAUUUCCCCUUUUACAAAGGAUCGUCGAAAUGCAAGGAAAAUUCAUGAAAUUGCUGGACUUCCCUUCUUUGAAAUCUUUAUAGAUGCUCCUCUAAAUAUCUGUGAAAGCAGGGAUGUGAAAGGUCUUUACAAAAAAGCAAGGGCUGGAGAAAUCAAAGGAUUCACUGGGAUUGACUCAGAAUAUGAGAAACCAGAACAUCCUGAUCUAGUAUUGAAAACUAAUACUUCUACAGUGAAUGACUGUAUUCAGCAGGUUGUAGAGUUGCUACAAGCACAAAACAUUGUUCCCAAUACUGCAAUUAGGGAUGUUCUUGAAUUGUUUGUACCUGAAAAUAAGAUUGACAUGGCUCGUGCAGAAGCUAAUGCACUGCCUGCUCUGGAGAUUACCAAGUUAGACCUACAGUGGGUCCAAGUUCUGAGUGAAGGUUGGGCCACACCACUGAAGGGAUUUAUGCGUGAGAUUGAAUACUUGCAAGUGAUCCAUUUUGGGACUCUGCUGAAUGGAAAGGGUACAUGCGGUAUGUCUGUAGUUGAUGGUGUAAUUAAUCUGAGCAUUCCCAUUGUGCUGCCCAUUUCAACGGAAAAUAAGAAACGGCUGGAAGGAUGCACUGAAUUCACACUUGAGUACAAUGGGCGGAAGGUGGCUAUCCUCAAAAACCCAGAGUUCUACGAACAUAGGAAAGAGGAGCGCUGUGCACGUGUCUGGGGAACGACCUGUGCAAAACACCCGCAUGUCAAAAUGGUGAUGGAAAGUGGGGAUUGGUUGGUUGGUGGAGAUCUUCUUGUGCUAGAGAGAAUAAAGUGGAAUGAUGGACUGGAUCAAUACCGCCUGACACCUUUGGAGCUGAAACAGAAGUUUAAAGAAAUGAAUGCUGAUGCAAUAUUUGCAUUUCAGCUGCGCAACCCUGUUCACAAUGGACAUGCUCUGCUCAUGCAGGAUACCAAACGCCAUCUGCUAGAAAGAGGCUACAAACAUCCUGUGCUUCUCCUGCAUCCUCUUGGAGGGUGGACCAAAGAUGAUGAUGUGCCACUUGAGUGGCGAAUGAAGCAGCAUGCGGCAGUGCUUGAGGAAAAUGUCUUAGAUCCAAAGGGAACUGUGGUUGCAAUCUUCCCUGCACCCAUGCUAUAUGCUGGUCCAACAGAGGUUCAGUGGCACUGCAGGGCUCGAAUGAUUGCUGGAGCCAAUUUCUACAUUGUGGGUCGCGACCCUGCAGGCAUGCCUCAUCCAGAGACCAAGAAAGACCUGUAUGAGCCAACACAAGGAGGAAAGGUCCUUAGCAUGGCACCAGGCCUGACAUCUGUGGAGAUCAUUCCCUUCAGAGUUGCAGCAUACAAUAAAGUAAAAAAAGCCAUGGUUUUCUAUGACCCAGAAAGGAACAAUGAAUUUGAUUUCAUCUCUGGAACACGCAUGAGAAAGCUUGCUCGGGAAGGUGAAAAUCCACCUGAUGGAUUCAUGGCUCCAAAAGCUUGGAAAGUCUUGACUGAAUACUACAGAUCACUUGAAAAAAAAUAAUUCUUCUUUACAUCAAAAAUACUGCUAUUAAGCGUGAGCACUGUCUUGUUGAUUUACUAUAUUAUAGACCAGUUACUUUGCAAUUUGUAACUGGGUCAAAUUAUUUUUGCUAAUUAGAAGUAUUUUGGGCCUAAUCCUCCUCCCUCUGAAGCUACUGUAAAUUUUCACUUCAAAGGGAAAACAUGGCUCUAAUUAAUUGAUGAUUGUCCAAUCCCACAUUCAGAUUGGCUAGUUGGAACUUUCUGGUCAGGUAACAGUGGUGCACCCAACUCCAAGACUGCUCAGUCAAGAUGCAGUCACGAGCAUACAGAUAUGUAUGCUCUAGGCAAUUUAAGAUUGUUGCUGUUUUUAACAUGCCUCCUAUUUCUCUUGUUUACCACUUCCCACCCUGAUAUCUUUCUGUUAUUUUUUAGUUCCUUCUAUUUUUUCUCCACAUGGUCUCUUCAGUCUAGAAAUUGACUGUUGUCUACUGCAGCUCUAAUUUGAGCUUUGAACAGAAGAAUACAAUCUGAACUCCACAGCUGAGCGGCAUAAGAAGGUUGAAGGGAGAAGUGGUGCUUCAGCUUUGAGGUUUUGUUUGAGAGCUUCCAUUGGCAUUUCUCCUCCCAGCCCAGAACAUGCUUUCACUGUAGCAAGCUGCACUAGAAAGGGCAUAUAGAUUUUAGAGCUAGGUACAGACAUUCAAAAACCCUGAGGCAGAAUCAAUCUUUACACUGUUUUCUGUAAAUGGUGGUUUAGUUCGGUAGCAAACAGAGCACACAUUCACCCUUUGUUUGUGGGGGGGUCAGGGGGGAGGCCAAAUCUUAAACCAGAUUCUGCUAUUUUUAAACCAAUCUUUGCAUGCCGAACUUCUGUUCUGUUACAGGUAUAGACUGGUUUCCAAUCACUUAUACCAGUAAAACUGUACUGUCUGUAUCUGGCCUAAAUACCUCUGAUGAAACUGUUUUACACCACUGUUUCCUCUGACCUGAGUGCCAUUAUUCUCAAUUCACACUGGCAUCAUUUUGAGAAUCUGAUUUUGAAAUGCUCACAUUUUGGAUUUGUGCAUCCAAUUCCCGUUCAAUAUACUAGAUAUAUAGAGUCAAGAUAGCUUUAAAUUGUCUCUUUUACCCUCCUCAGUGUGUGAAGCUAGUUCUUCUUUGUAGCCACUUUCAACUAGCAGAAAAACUAAUUUGGGCAUAUAUAUUAUUUCCAGAUUCUAAUAGAAAAUAGAAACUGAAACUUGGGUUACCAAGUGUAUCUGAAAGGGCAUUUGGGUUCCCUGAAGACCAGAUAUCAUGCUGGCUGAAUACCAGAGAAUCCUAGAAAAAUGACUUUGCCAUCUUAUGUUAACUGUAAAAACAGUUAACAUAAGGUGGUGUUUAUUAUCCUCGCCCUUGCUUUCUCCCUUCUACCAUGAAGUAGUUUCCAUAGGGGAAGAUUGAGCAGCUCUCCUCAGCUCAGGUCAGGACAGAUACAUUGUUAACAUUUUAAACCAUUUUUCUCAGAUACACUUUAACCAUAGUUAACUGCUUCAGGGUCCACAUAGUUAGGAUAUUGUCAUAGUUACAUUCCUUUCCGUUCAAUGCUCAACAUGCACAUAAAUGAUGGAUUAAUUGUUUAUUUAGGCACACCCUACAGCAACAAAAACACUUUAGGUCCAAUGGACUGGGGAACAGGUGAGGAGAAGCUGGAAGAGGUUGCAUCUAGAGAGGACAGACCAUGAGGAUGGCAGAUUGGUAAAAUGCCUGUGUUUCUUAAAAUGAUGGAAGUAUACAUUGGUUUCUGUUACUUGAACAGUAGUGGUUAGGAUCCUCAGGUGCCACUAGACUGAGAUUUGGAGGUUCUCCAUCCAGAUUAGACAGAAAGAUGAGCCAACAUCUUUUGGACAUAGACUUUGCCACCAUGACAAGUACUUUUUUGCCGCCUUAUAAUUACUGCUGUUAACUCUAGCAAGGGCUACACAAUAAAUCCACCUGAAAACUGAAGUUGGUGUAGACUGCUGCUCCUUUGCUGGUGAAACAGUGUUUCCUGGGUACAUUAUAAGUCCUCCUAUCUGCAUUAACUGCCAGUGUGUUUCUUGAUAAUUUAAGAUGUUGGCUUAGAUCUAAAAUGCUCUGGGAAGCUUGGAACCGUUCCAGAUGAGAAAACAUCUAUUCCCUGCUCUAUACUGCUAUAUUUUCAGUCAGCAAAGGUACUUCCCCUUAGUUUAGGAAAGAGACCCACUGGAAAUAUUUUCUUAUGAAAAACCUUAGUCUUUGGAACUCUCUACUUCUGUCUCCAAUUUGCCCAGAUCUGUUGACUAUUAAAACAAGGCCUGAAGCCAUCGACUUCCCUGGGCUUCCAGGCAGAAAGAAGCAUGAUAAAAGACUGGUUAGCAUUCACUGGAAGUUUACUACCUCUAUAACGAUGACAUUGUACUUUUAAUUUUCUAGGGGGAGUAUACACACUACUGCACCAACUAUUGUAAAUUGUUUUGGUCAUCAGCCUUGCAGAUUUAUACAACUUUGUCAAAACGGCUUAAUGGGUAUCUAAAAACUGGACAACAAUGUGUUGUUAUCAAUGAACUUGGAAGAGCUUGCUCCUCUUCUGUAUUGCAGUUUUAAGUACAGAUGGAUCUAUAUACAGGAAAACACAUGUGCUUCUGCUUCUAAUUUAGUUUAGUAACAUGUAUUUUAAGUGAAAUUGUUUUGCUGUGGCCAUUGUGCAAUGUACAAAAAAACUACAGGAGAAAUUGGAAAUGUUAUCUUAAAGUAUUUUAGUUAAUUAUUUCCAGUAGUUUAUGCUUUUAAAAAUCUAUAAUAAGGAACCAAAAACUGUAUCAUACCUCAAGAAAAUAAAUACUACAAAUGCAACAUUAGUAGCUGAAAGUAUAUUAACAAUAGUGCUUUUUAUAUUCAGGCCCUCUGGCAGGGACCUAAAAGACAAAUUAAUACUCCAAUUUUUAAUUUUAAUAUUUCACAUUUUAAAUAAUGCUUUUGCAUUUAAUCUGAAUUCAAACAAGCCAAUGAAAAUGCAGUAAAUCCUAAUGGUUACAGCAAAACAUAUAUGUUUAUUAUCCCUUUAAAAUGAGUAGAAUAACUGAUUACCUCUGAUUAAAAUAGAGUACAUUCAGUACUAGCAUUGUAUAGUGUAUUUAUUAAAGACAUCAGACUGGAAUUUGUGCCUUAACUGAUGCAUCUCAUGAUUUAAUAUAUUCUGAAUUUGGUACUCUAAUAUUAAACACUCAAUUUUAGUAUGAAUAAAUAUUUUUAUGUAUAACUAA
Messenger RNA from Gavialis gangeticus (Gharial), 5599 nucleotides. RefSeq names its product bifunctional 3'-phosphoadenosine 5'-phosphosulfate synthase 2. The record is from RefSeq and is a predicted model, not a curated record. The coding region runs from base 37 to 2355 and encodes 772 amino acids. The transcript is spliced from 15 exons. Lineage: Eukaryota; Metazoa; Chordata; Crocodylia; Gavialidae. Gene Ontology annotation, biological process: 3'-phosphoadenosine 5'-phosphosulfate biosynthetic process; sulfate assimilation. Gene Ontology annotation, molecular function: sulfate adenylyltransferase (ATP) activity; adenylylsulfate kinase activity; ATP binding.